AUGACAAUUAAAGAUUACGAAGGCAAAGUUUCUUUGGAACAUUCCUCUGGUUCUUCGACCGAAGGUACAUCGGUUUUAUUUAUUUAUUUAUCAUUGAUAAGAUAUGGUUUAGAAUUACUAGAAUUACUAGUUAAUAGUUUACCUAUUCGUGAGAAGUCGAAACUUGACGGAACAAAAGCGAUACGAGGUGGAAUUCCUUUAAUUUUCCCUCAAUUUGCCAAAGCCUCCGAGCCAUCAGCAGAAACAGCGAAUCUUCCACAACAUGGCAUUGCUCGUGUUUCUACAUGGAAAUUUUUAGGAGCUGUUACGGAUAAUGAAGAAGAAGUAUCUGCUAGGUUUGGCCUUACGGAUGCACAAGUUCCAGAAAAUUUUCAUAAAGAAUGGCCAAAAAAAUUUGAACUAAUAUUUACUGUAACGUUAACUGCUAAUACUUUAAAAAAUACGCUGGAAGUUAGAAAUAAUGGUACUGAACCGUUUGAAUUUAACGCACUUUUACAUACUUAUUAUUCUGUCCCGAUUUCAAUCAAAGGACUGAACGAAGUUACUUAUCUUGAUAAAGUUAAUAAUUUCGCACGUAUUCGGGAUGUUAAAGAUUCAAUUACGAUCGAUCAAGAAACAGAUCGCAUUUACAUGGAUGUUCCCAAAGAUGAAUUUAUUAUCGACUUGGGUCAACCUGAUGGUGUGGGUAAUUUUACCCUAAAGAAACUCAAUUUAAAAGAUACAGUUGUUUGGAAUCCAUGGAUUAAAAAAGCUCUCGAAAUGUCGGAUUUUGGUGAUGACGAGUAUAAAAAAAUGGUUUGUGUUGAACCUGGAACAGUCACAGAAUACGUUAAAUUAGAGGCUGGCAAAACUUGGGAAUGUGGUCAAAUUAUAAAAGUUUUUGCUUUAAAGUCCAAGUUGACAAAACGUGACCUUACUCGAAAAGGAACACCGAAAAAUAAACAAAUGUUUCUAACAAAGGACUCGCGAAAAUCCAAGUCCAUGUUGUUAAAACGUGAACCCGCUCGAAAGAGACAGUUGGGAACAGAGGCUCAAAAGCCUCUGGUUGGUGAUAUUCCCAAAGAAUAUUUUCUUGUUAUAACUAUAACCACGAGAGAAGAGAUGUUUUUUUAG
This is a messenger RNA of Scutellospora calospora, 1113 nucleotides long. NCBI's taxonomy places the organism in Eukaryota, Fungi, Glomeromycota, Glomeromycetes, Diversisporales, Gigasporaceae. The record is from the annotation of a GenBank genome assembly.